AGAUAAGUUGAGGAUGAAAAAGUAAUUUAAGCGGGCUCAUGUGGUUGCUGGAUGAUGGAUUUGUCAAAGCUUGUUUGUGGAAGUCGAUCACAGAGUACCCGUGCUACUCCUACUCUCCCCUCCCUUCCAUUUGAAAAUUUUGUCGAACACCAUAAGCUCAUAGAAAACCACAGCCUGUCAGUCCCGCAGAGCAGAUUCUUUAUUUAAUUUUCCCUAGGAAUAUUUGCAGAAAUCUGUCUCUAGUGAUUCCUGUUUCAUGAAGAAUCGCAGAUUCAGCUCCACUAAGCUUUUCAUACAUUUUCUCCCAAACAGAAGAUCUCGACCCUUAUUUUAUUUCGCCGGGCCAUCGCUUUCAAAAAGCGCUUCUCUUGGUUGUGCAUGAUUUCCUUUUCUUUUGUCUGCCGCAAGGUAUAUACACGUGCUUGUGAUUUGGCUGCUUUGAUAGAUUGACGUCUGUUCGUUUAAGGGUUAUUGUUUGAACUGGUUAUUGGUUCUGAUAAUCGAUUUAUUAGGUAGCAGACUUGUUGGGUGCUCAGUCUUUGGUUGAAUGGUAAAGAAAUGAGUUGCUUUCCUCGAGAAUUAAGUCUAGCCAUAAUGUUGGCCACCUAUCCUCCAAAUUUGGAGUAUCUGCGAUAUUUCCCAGAUUUCUUUUGGUCAACUAUCCUCUGAAAUAAGUUGCUUCGAUUUGAUCGGCGGAACUUGGCCUAUGCUUUGAUGUUUGUUAUCUCUGACAUGAGUUGCUUAGAUUUGAUCGAGUGAAGUUGGCAUAUGUUUUGGUGUUUGUUUUUGCUUAUUAUGCAGUUGAUGCCUAAUUCCUUCAGGUUAUAGGAGUGAGGUUUCGUUCUUCAUUAGAAACAUGUCAUCUUCAACAAGUUCGGUGCCCAUGAAGAAGCAGACGGUUCCCGAAAAUGAAGUUCAGCAGGUUCAAUUGCUCAAUGGAGUUGAGGAUUUGUACCAAGGAGUUGUUGUAGAAAUAAAGGAAUAUAUCGACUCCAGUAUUUUUAUUCCUUUACUUAGAGCUUCACUUUCACAAUGGAAGCAACAGGGGAAGAGGGGUGUUUGGAUCAAAUUGCCAAUUGAAUUUUCUCAUCUCGUCAAUCCUGUAGUUCAGGAAGGGUUUAGAUACCACCAUGCUGAACCAGAUUACUUGAUGUUAGUGAAUUGGCUACCUUAUACUCCUGAUACUCUUCCAGUAAAUGCAACACAUCGGGUGGGUAUUGGAGCAUUUAUAGUGAAUAAUAAUGGAGAGGUGCUUGUAGUUCAAGAAAAGAGUGGUGGAUUCAAAGGUACUGGGUUAUGGAAGUUGCCUACUGGGGUAGUCAACGAGGGCGAGGAUAUUUGUGAAGCUGCAAUUCGGGAGGUUAAAGAAGAAACUGGAAUUGAGGCAGAAUUUGUAGAAAUUUUAGCGUUCAGACAAAGCCACCGUUCAUUUUUUGGCAAAUCAGAUUUAUUUUUCAUUUGUAUGUUACGACCACUCUCCUUUGACAUCCAGAAGCAAGAAUCAGAAGUUGAGGCUGCACAGUGGAUGCCAAUGGAGGACUAUGUGAAUCAACCAUAUAAUCAAAAACACCAGCUCUUCAAGCUUAUUGCAGAAAUAUGCAAAACUAAGUCAGAGAGCAACUAUGUUGGGUUUUCUGCAUUUCCUACAACCACAGCUUCUGGUAAAAAGACUUACUUAUACUUCAACAGUAGUGAUUUUAGCAAACUCUAAGGCCUUUACCGUGGAAUUUUGUGAGUCUUACAAUGAAAUGUGGUGGUUGAGAUUCUGAGGUCAGUAGUAACGUUCAUUAGUGGACGGAUAAUUGAGAGAUGAUGAAAGAGCCUCUAGAAGAAAACAAAAAUAUGUAAUUUUAGCUAUUGUUGUAAUAAAUUAUCCAUGAUAACAUAGUUUAGUAUCUGAUUGAGACACUUUUGUUUUGAUGUGUUGAAAUAGACAUAUUAUACCUAGUUUUACUGUUACUCAGGGACUCGGACGCAUAUUUCUCCAGUAUUUUGUAUGUGAAUUAUGAAGUAUGGAGUUUAAAGA
This is a messenger RNA of Manihot esculenta (cassava), 2026 nucleotides long. RefSeq names its product nudix hydrolase 7. Gene Ontology annotation, molecular function: ADP-ribose diphosphatase activity; NAD binding; NADH pyrophosphatase activity. The coding region runs from base 857 to 1711 and encodes 284 amino acids. The record is from RefSeq and is a predicted model, not a curated record. NCBI's taxonomy places the organism in Eukaryota, Viridiplantae, Streptophyta, Magnoliopsida, Malpighiales, Euphorbiaceae. The transcript is spliced from 8 exons.